UCAGGACUCCGUCUCAAAAAAAACAAAACAAAAAAACAACUAUACUUUGAUAACAUUUCCUACAUAUCGAUUUAGCAAACAUCUAGGAGUUUGACAAUUCAUUCUAUUGGAGAGGCUGCAGAGAAACAGCAAACGUUGCUGGAGUGAAUACAAAAUUGCACAACCCCUAUGAAAGGGAAUUUGGUAGUAUUAAACAAAAUAACAUGUUCUUUUACCCUUUGACCUAACAAUCCCAUUUAUAGAAAUCUAUGCUAAAGACCCACUGGCAACAGCAUGUUAUAUACGCACAAGGAACCUUUUGUAAUAGCAAAAGACUGGGAAUAGUCCACAUAUCCACUAGUAAGAGCCUGGCUAAAUAAACUACACUACACCCAUAUAUAACCAAAAAGAGUUAUGUCCAGUUCAUUUACAACAUAGUAUCUUGACUGUACAUCCCCAGUUGGACACAGUUUUAGAAAAAAGGAAGCACGUGCAAAGUUAAACUUCAUUAUCUGUCUAACAUUAGCAAUAUCACUAUUGUUAUUCUGUUUUUAGUCGUUCUUUAUCCUAUUACUGCUAUUAUUGUUAUUGUUUUUAUAUACCUGUGAAUAUACGUAGAUGAAGCAAAUAAGCAUUAUGUUAAUAUUAAGAACCAAUAUUUUCAUUGCCUCCAUGUGUGGAGAAAAAAAAGAACCAAUAUUUUCAUCUUAAGAGAAAGGAGACAAAAAGAGCUCAGCUUUAAAAAAGGAUUACGACGUAGAAAAAGACACAACACUCAAGAUAGUCAUGGGUCUUUAAGAAACGGAAAUUUGAGACGGCUAAAACACAGAAGAGUGUGGAGUUUGGGAUAGAGAUGAGGCUCAAGACAGCGUAAGCAAUUUUCUAAAGUUAUGUCUGAAGCAAGAAGAAAAGACAAGGAAUAGGUUCAGUUUCAUCUCUGAUACACUGUUUCUUGUUAAAAUUGAUGUUUUUUUUCUGCAGGCAUUUGCUUCCUGAAUGAUGGUCCCACUCAGCCAUCCACCUACACUUUCUACCAAGUCAAUUUAUACUGAUUCUUCGGGUCAGUCAAUCACUGGUACGUUUCCCCUCCCUGGUCAAGGAUCUUUUAUUAUACCCUAUCACAGAAUCAUAUUCCUUUCCUUAGUGCACUUCUCUCAACUGAUAAGUACCCCCAUUAAUGUAAUUACUUGAUAAAUACAUGCCUGCCUUUCCUCUUCCAGGGCCGAAAUUGUGCCUGGUUUUGCUCAUCAUUCUAUAGUAUAUAGCAGGAGUUCAAUAAACAGUUGUUAAAGCAACAUAUUUAACUUCCAUUUUGUUCCCAUCUCUUCACUCAGAGACUUUUCUUUGGAUUGGGAAGGGUAAAAUACCCGAAGACUUGAACUCCAAAAGAAACAAAAUGAUUUUAUGCAAACGUUUCUUUCUUAAAACUCAUUCAUUGGGCAAAUAUUCAUUUAGUCCCUGGCACUAUUUGGUAAUGGGAAUACAGGAGUGCAUAUGGCAGAUAAAGUUCUGUUGCUGCUCUUACCGAGUUUAGUAGGGGUGAGAUGUGGUGUUAGUAAAUGCAUACUAUAUUGUCUGUAUUUAAAUCGAGUCCAAAUCUCCCGCUCUAAAUCCCGCCUUGGGAUGUUUCUUACAUCCCAAGAAACAGAGUAUUUUGAUGGGAUCGCUGAUGUUUCAGAAUACAAAAGUAGCUCAGGGCGUUUGCAGUCGUGCAAGUCAACAAGAUAACAGUCUGAACCGAAAGCUGGGCUCCUCCGGGUCUCCUAACUCCAAAUCCAACUCCAAGCUUCUGCAGCUGCCACCUCCCGUAGACUUCUCAUUUCUUCCGCAUUCUCCUCUCACGACGGGUCUUCUUUGUUGUACUUAAUUUCCUAUGCAACAAGAUUUCAGCAUCACCAUCAGUCCCCCAAAGACCAAUUCUCACAGAGCCGAAGUUCCCACCAAGGGCGGUGGGAAAGGGUUACUAAAAUCAGCGUUUAUGAAUCCUGUCUCAAGUUGUCUCAACUGGGGUUCCGUAGAACAGUUUCUUCGUAAGAGGUCCUUCAGCGACAGCCGAGCUCGGGAAAAAACGGGAACAAGGUGUCUUUUACAUUUCCUCAAAUACCGUGUAUGGUCUGAGGCGCAGGUCAGGUGUAUUUAAAUAUCCUUUAAACAGUACUCCCCCCGCCCCAAAAACUGACCUUGAAGGAACAAGUGAAACUCAUCCUACUUUUCAUGUUUGCUGGGUUUGCCCGUUACACCCCUUCCCCCGCACCUACCAAGACAGGCAGCUGUCGGCCACCCUCCGGGGUCCUGAUUUUGAAAAGAGGAGUGGACCAAUCAGAUGUGGAGCGCUGUUUGGCGCUGCAGUUUGAGCCUGAGCUGAAACUGCGGGUGUGACGGCCGCGGUGGCUCCGGGUGUCUGCGGAGGUGGUGGGGGCGGAAGCAUGAGGCUAACGGCUUGGCUUCCGUGAGCGCACCGGGAUGUGCAGGCCGGGAGCUAGAGGCAGGCUGAUGGGGGAGGGGACGAGCAGCCUGUGAGACGGGGUGACUGCGGCGACCAGCCCGGGCGGGCACCGGGACUGGAAGAGUUGCCCGAGCAGCCGGCUGGUCCGGCGGCCAGGCUGGGGCGGGGACGAGCACCCAGUUGAGCCUGCUGGGGCUGGAGGAGCGAGAAGGGUCCUCUUCACAUUUCAGAGCGAACCAGACGGGGACAGUAAGGUUUGGAGGAAGGGGGGAUCGUUGGAAGCAGCCCGAAGUGGUGAGAAUCUGGCGAUAGGCGAGAAACGGAAAGAAUCAAAAAGAAGCGAAGUCUAUGUGAGUAGCUGAAAGGAUUGGGUGACCAGAAAGAAGGUCGGUGUAAGUGAAGGAAGAGUGAGGUGUGGCUGGAUCAAAGGGCUAAGAGAAGAGGGUCUGUGUAAGUGGAUGUAAGUGAGGAUCAAGGAAAAGCCGUGGAAGUGGCCGGGGUUCGGGGCCGCAGGAGUGCCAGACGGGGCCGGAAGGCAGCGGAGCGGAGUUCAGAUUUGAGAGCGUUUGGAAAUUGGAAGACUUGGUGGCGAACGAGGGUCAGGACCUGCGUCCUGCCUCAGAGAGCGAUCGACGUGUCCGGAAUGUGGGAUCAGAGGCUGGUGAGGUUGGCCCUGUUGCAGCAUCUGCGGGCCUUCUAUGGUAUUAAGGUGAAGGGUGUCCGUGGGCAGUGCGAUCGCAGGAGACACGAAACAGCAGCCACGGAAAUAGGGGGUAAAAUAUUUGGAGUACCCUUUAAUGCACUGCCCCAUUCUGCUGUACCAGAAUAUGGACACAUUCCAAGCUUUCUUGUCGAUGCUUGCACAUCUUUAGAAGAACAUAUUCAUACCGAAGGGCUUUUUCGGAAAUCAGGAUCUGUGAUUCGCCUAAAAGCACUAAAGAAUAAACUGGAUAGUGGUGAAGGUUGCCUAUCUUCUGCACCUCCUUGUGAUGUUGCAGGACUUCUUAAGCAAUUUUUUAGGGAAUUGCCAGAGCCCAUUCUCCCAGCUGAUUUGCAGGAAGCACUUUUGAAAGCUCAACAGUUAGGCACAGAGGAAAAGAAUAAAGCUACACUGUUGCUCUCCUGUCUUCUGGCUGACCACACAGUUCAUGUAUUAAGAUACUUCUUUAACUUCCUCAGGAAUGUUUCUCUUAGAUCCAGUGAGAAUAAGAUGGAUAGCAGCAAUCUUGCAGUAAUAUUUGCACCAAAUCUUCUUCAGACAAAUGAAGGACAUGAAAAGAUGUCUUCUAACACAGAAAAAAAGCUACGAUUACAGGCUGCAGUAGUACAGACUCUUAUCGAUUAUGCAUCAGAUAUUGGGCGUGUACCAGAUUUUAUUCUGGAAAAGAUACCAGCUAUGUUGGGUAUUGAUGGUCUCUGUGCUACUCCAUCACUAGAAGGCUUUGAAGAAGGUGAAUAUGAAACUCCUGGUGAAUAUAAGAGAAAGAGAAGACAAAGUGUAGGAGAUUUUGUUAGUGGAGCACUAAAUAAAUUUAAAUCUAACAGAACACCUUCUAUUACACCUCAACAAGAAAGAAUUGCCCAGCUGUCUGUAUCACCGGUGAUUCUUACACCAAAUGCUAAACGUAAAUUGCCAGUAGAUUCUUCUCAUGGUUUCUCAAGUAAGAAAAGGAAGGCCAUCAAGCAUAAUUUUAACUUUGAGCUGUUGCCAAGUAAUCUCUUCAAUAGCAGUUCUACACCAGUAUCAGUUCACAUCGAUACAAACUCAGAAGGGUCAUCUCAGAGUUCACUCUCUCCUGUACCCAGUGGUGGAAACCAUUUGAUCACUGCAGGUGCGCCAAGGCGAAGUAAAAGAAUUGCAGGCAAAAAAGUUUGCAGAGUAGAAUCAGGAAAAGCAGGCUGCUUUUCUCCUAAACUCAGCCAUAAAGAAAAGGUUCGAAGAUCUCUUCGUUUGAAAUUCAAUCUAGGGAAAAAUGGCAGAGAUGUAAAUGGAUGUUCUGGUGUCAGUAGAUAUGAAAGUGUUGGUCAGCGACUUGCAAAUCAACAAAGUUUAAAAAAUCGAAUUGAAUCUGUAAAAACAGGUUUGCUUUUUAGCCCAGAUGUUGAUGAAAAGUUACCAAAGAAAGGUUCACAAAAGAUCAGUAAGUCUGAGGAAAACUUACUAACUCCAGAGCGACUAGUUGGAACAAAUUACCGGAUGUCUUGGACAGGACCUAAUAAUUCAAGUUUUCAAGAAGUAGAUACAAAUGAAGCUUCUUCAAUGGUGGAAAAUCUUGAGGUAGAAAACUCUUUGGAGCCUGAUGUUAUGGUUGAAAAGUCACCUGCUACUUCAUGUGAACUCAUUCCUUCCAAUUUAAACAGUAAGCAUCAUAGCAACAUAACAAGUAGCCCUCUUAGUGGGGAUGAAAAUAACGUGACCAAAGAGACUUUGGUGAAAGUUCAAAAAGCAUUUUCUGAAUCUGGAAGUAAUCUUCAUGCAUUGAUGAAUGACAGGCAGUUAUCAGUACCUAAUGUGGGGAAAGUAAAAUUAACUGAACCAUCUUAUUUAGAAGAUAGCCCAGUGGAAAAUCUGUUUGAAACUAAUGAUUUGACUGUAGUAGAAUCAAAGGAGAAAUAUGAACACCUCACUGGUAAAGGUGAAAAAUGUUUUUCAGAGAGGGACUUUUCACCCCUUAAAACUCAAACAUUUGAUAGAGAAGCAACUAUAAAAUGUUAUUCAACUCAGAUGAAGAUGGAACAUGAAAAAGACAUUCAUUCAAAUAUGCCAAAAGAUUAUUUAAGCAAGGAAGAAUUCCCCAGUGAUGAACAAAUAAAGAAACAGCAGUCCCCAAAGGUUAAACUGAAUAAUAAAUUAAAGGAGAAUGAGAAUAUGAUUGAAGGUAACUUACCAAAGUAUGCAGCACAUAGCAAGGGCAAGACUAGAGCCUCUUUCUCACAGCAGAGUACAUGUGUUAUAACAAACUUGUCAAAACCUAGGCCUAUGAGAAUUGCUAAACAGCAGUCAUUGGAAACAUGUGAGAAAACAGUUUCUGAAAGUUUACAAAUGACAGAACAUAGAAAGGUUUCUGAUCACAUACAGUGGUUUAACAAGCUUUCUUUAAAUGAACCAAAUAGAACAAAAGUCAAGUCACCUCUUAAGUUUCAGCGUACUCCUGUUCGUCAGUCUGUCAGAAGAAUUAAUUCUUUGUUGGAUUAUAGCAGACAGCCUAUAGGGCAUAAGUUGGCGAGUCUUGGUGAUACAGCUUCUCCUCUGGUCAAAUCAGUGAGCUGUGACGGUGCUCUUUCCUCUUGUAUGGAAAGUACAUCAAACGAUUCCUCUGUUUCAUGUAUCGAAUCAGGUCCUAAAGAACGGAAGUCCAUGUCAUGUGAAGAGUCAAAUACUGAUGCGAUUUCAAAGUCAAGCAUGGAGUUACCUUCGAAAUCUUUCUUAAAGAUGAAGAAGCACCCAGAUUCAGUGAAUGCUUCUCUUGGGUCUACUACAGUUUGUAAACAGAAGAUGUUAUCUGAUGGCCAAGUUAAGCUUCCCUUGGAUGAUCUGACUAAUCAUGAUAUAUUAAAACCGGUUGUAAAUAACAAUAUAGGCAUUUCUUCUGGGAUAAAUAACAGGGUCCUUAAGAGACCAUCAGAAAGAGAAAGGGCCUGGUACAAAGGUUCUCCAAAACAUCCUAUCGGAAAAACUCAAUUACUACCAACAAGUCAACCUGUAGACUUGUAACUGGUAAAUGUUAUACUUGUCAUUAAUGUAAAUAAAGUGAGCAGUUGAUGGUAUGACUUGCAGGAUAAUCUACCUGUUAGUUUGUAGCUCAGGAUGAUUAUUAAGCAAUAGAUUUGCUCUGAAACAUUUUUAUUUCACUGUACAAGCAACUUGGAUUUUUAUUUGUACAAAUUACUUGUUUUUGUUAAUGAUGGCAAUUUUUAAACUUUAAUUUUAUUGUGAUCUCUUAAAGCAGAAGUUAGACUUUACCUUUCUAAAGAAAUUGUUGACUGGAUUUAUAAGAAGUUAAUUUUUGAAAAUUACAUGAUAUUUUUGUGUGAUAGGAAGAAUGGAGCAAGUUGUGCCUAUUUCCUCAAGUCAGAUAAGGUUUCUAAAAGAAAUGAAUUUCUAGCAUGUAAAGAGUAGAGAUAAACCCUGCAAAUCUUAUGUCUGGAAUUAUAUUAAUGUUUGUCCUUGCCAAAAUUCCUAGAAAUUAAUUUCCUUUGAUAGCAUCCUAAUAUUCUAUUUUUAUUUGGGGCACAGUAAUUUCAUUUAUGUUGCCUGUAGGUGUACCAUGUGUUCACUUGAACAAAGAACAAAUGACUAAGAUGGAGUAAUGACUAAAGUAUGUUCACAUAUUAUGAUGCGGAAAUAAUUGAUAACUUUUAAGCCAUACUACGAUUUUAAAGACAAUUUGCACAAAUACAUUUGUAUCUGUUUUGUCCAGUAUAGAUUUGGCAAUUAUUUAAAGAGGGAUAAUCUUGAAAAAAAUUAAUCAAGGUGAUUUCUUAUAUGUAGAUGCUUGAUUUUGGAAUUUGAAAUAGUAGAUGUACCUCUUUAACCUUUUUUACUUGGAUAAAAACCUAUGAUGAUUUUGUCCUGUGUGUAAAUGUUAUUUAUUUAGCAUAGACAUUAAAGAUAACUCUCUGGAAAAUGACUUGACUAAGGCUGUCAUGAAAUUCAAAGUGCCAUUUAGAACAUGCAACAAAUUGUCAAGCAAAUCUGUCUAAAUUUAUAUUUUAAAUUAUUACAAAUUACACAUCUUUGAGGAAGGAGUAUUAUGAACAAUAGAACAUAUUCUCUAGGUUGUAGAGGAAGGAAUAAGCAGACAGAAUCAACCACUAAAGAUAGUUUUUCAGAUCAAUUGUUAGAAUGUCAUGUUUAGAUGUUGGAGCAGAUUAGAGAAGCAUUCAUGCCACUUGGAGCAACCAGACUUACAGCGUAAGUAUGGACGAGGAAUUUCAGAUCAUUGGAUGUUUGCUUGGCUAGUUCUACUUUGUUUAUUUGAUAUCAAAUAGGUUUGUAGAUGUUUAUGGUAUUUCUAAUUGUAAGUAGAGACAAAAUAUUCAUAUACUCAGAUAUAUGUUGUCUGCUUUAAACAAUUUUUAAAUUUUAAAAAUGCAUUAAUGUCUUUUUAUAUGCAUCAAGGGAAGGAUGAAAUGUUGAAUUUGAAGGCUAAUUCAGUAAGAAGUCCUAGGGAUUUAACUGUACAUACUACCUGGACUGGCUUUUCUGAGAGAUGAAUCAAUAAUGAAAAAUGUCUGUUUAAAAAAAAAAACUGCCACAUGUGACUACUAUUUUUGUUAGCUGAAAGCUGCAAUACAAAGUAUUACAGGAAUAUGAAGGUGAAUAGCUUGAAGAUAUGGUAACUAGAGAGUCAGAAAAGUUUUGUUUUAGACUUGAUUUAAUGUGUUUUUAUUUUUUCUUACACAAAAUAGAGAUAAUGUUGGUAACUUCAUGGGAUAUUUGAAGAAAUGAUAUAAAUACACUUUACAAAGUUAAAAGUGUCUGGACAUGUGCAGUAACCGCAUGGGUUCUUUUCUGUGUCUUAGUAAUGUAAAUAAAGAUCUAAUAUUAA
Cercocebus atys (sooty mangabey) is the source of this 7977-nucleotide messenger RNA. It is a transcript of the gene ARHGAP11A, whose product is annotated as Rho GTPase activating protein 11A. The coding region runs from base 3069 to 6140 and encodes 1023 amino acids. The record is from RefSeq and is a predicted model, not a curated record. The transcript has 12 exons. Gene Ontology annotation, biological process: signal transduction. NCBI's taxonomy places the organism in Eukaryota, Metazoa, Chordata, Mammalia, Primates, Cercopithecidae.